Messenger RNA from Exophiala viscosa, 618 nucleotides. RefSeq lists its product as uncharacterized. The transcript has 2 exons. The coding region runs from base 1 to 618 and encodes 205 amino acids. Lineage: Eukaryota; Fungi; Ascomycota; Eurotiomycetes; Chaetothyriales; Herpotrichiellaceae. The record is from RefSeq and is a predicted model, not a curated record.
AUGGAGCCGAGCCUCCAGAAGCCUGACCAGGAGAACUCCAACAUUACUGACUUUGAUGGCAACAAAGAUAGAACCGACGAUCUCACGAGACCCAAUUACAAUGCUCCGGGACAAUCUAGCUUCCUCAACUUUGGCCCUGUCAAGAAUUAUCGGAAGAAACAAGUGCUCGUGGAUGCGAUGAGCAAAACGAACGGUCCGUCGCCUUUGCACCAGGGUUUCCGCGGUUCGGGAGCAAGCAGCGGCACCACACCUGUCUUGCAUGCCUUCGACCACUCAUCCGAUAAACGUCCGGACCGCGUUCCCGGCGACCCGCACUCGCAUCACCAGGUUCGGAUCUAUGGCAACGCUGACCAGACUGGGGGUCAUGUAGCGUACCAUCUAUACCCCAAUGGCGACAAUACCGUUAGACAAAACGGUCAAAUAGUACGAGACCCUGGUGAGUACAAUUAUGCGAUCGAGAACAUGCAUCAACAUGGGCCGGGCGUCUAUCGGAUUCCCAAGGGAUACAAGGGCGUCGAAGAGGAAUGGCGAGAAAACGGUGGAGUAAGAGAACGGCAGGCCGACGGCAGAGAUGCGGGCAACACUGCGAAACAUGCACGAGGAGGACAUCGAGUAUAA